AAAACAAAUUGCAUUAUGAGCAUCCUCAAGAACCUCCCAGCCUUCUGCAUCCUAUGUGCCACUCUCUUCUUUGCAUCAACCAACGCAGCUCGAUUCAAUAUCCGAAACAACUGCGGCUUUACAGUCUGGGCAGCAGCCAAGCCAGGCGGCGGACGCCAACUUAAUCCACGCCAAAGUUGGGCCCUAGAUGUGCCUGCUGGAACCCAAGGGGCUCGCAUUUGGGCCCGAACCGGAUGCAACUUUGAUGGAGCCGGACGUGGAAGAUGUCAAACAGGUGAUUGUGGGGGUGUCCUCCAAUGCCAAGCCUAUGGCCAACCCCCAAACACCCUAGCUGAGUAUGCCCUUAACCAGUACAACAACUUGGAUUUCUUUGACAUUUCCCUUGUUGAUGGCUUCAACGUCCCUAUGGACUUUAGCCCCACGUCUAAUGGGUGUACCAGGGGCAUCAGAUGUACCGCUGAUAUUAAUGGCCAGUGUCCUAACCAACUGAGGGCUCAAGGAGGCUGCAACAACCCUUGCACUGUGUUCAGGACUGAUCAAUAUUGCUGCAAUUCCGGGAGCUGUGGCCCUACAGACUUGUCUAGGUUUUUUAAGAAUCGGUGCCCGGAUGCUUAUAGCUACCCUAAGGAUGACCAAACAAGCACAUUUACAUGCCCUGGCGGGACAAACUAUAGGGUUGUGUUCUGCCCAUGAAGCAGAUAUAUCUUAUAGUUUAUAAUAUCUAUAGAAUAAGUCUGUGAU
Prunus avium (sweet cherry) is the source of this 741-nucleotide messenger RNA. The record is from RefSeq and is a predicted model, not a curated record. NCBI's taxonomy places the organism in Eukaryota, Viridiplantae, Streptophyta, Magnoliopsida, Rosales, Rosaceae.